Messenger RNA from Pollicipes pollicipes, 1092 nucleotides. RefSeq names its product putative RNA polymerase II nuclear localization protein SLC7A6OS. NCBI's taxonomy places the organism in Eukaryota, Metazoa, Arthropoda, Thecostraca, Pollicipedomorpha, Pollicipedidae. Gene Ontology annotation, biological process: developmental process. The record is from RefSeq and is a predicted model, not a curated record. Bases 151 to 1092 code for a protein of 313 amino acids. The transcript has 3 exons.
GCACGACUCGUGCUUCCUCGAGAAGACGUGCGGCAGUUAUCGACGGCCAACGGCGUAGAGCUCCGGGCACAUACAGAGUUGCCUCGACGUCCAGGCCCCGCUCGGCGUGUCUCCCGCCACCCGCCAGUCACGCAUCACUCGUCGCGCGCCAUGUCGUCUGUGAUCCGGAUCAAGCGGAAGGUGGGCGACGACCCGCACCUGGCGCUGGUGGCGGCCAAGCGCCGGCGCCUGGACGACGAUGCCGCUGCCGAUGCGGCGCCGGCGCCUGCCGAGGGCGCGGUGCUGCAGUUCGUCGGCACGAUGGCGGCGCGGGAGGCUGACCUGCCGGCGGCGCUGCUCAGCUCAAUCAGGUCGCAGCAGAAGCGGACCGACGGGCGGCGCGACGUCGGCACGGUGGCGGCGGCCAUCCUGAAGGCCAAGGAGGCGCGCCGGCAGCGCCAUCUGCAGGAGCAGAAGGUGCGCCGCUUCCGUGUGGUGUCGCGUCGGCGCGGGGAGCUCGACCUGUCGCCCGCUGCGGCCACCGGCGGCCUCGCCGGCCUCAUUGACGUGGAGGAGGAGGAGGAGGAGGCGAAGGCGGAGGGGGACGCCGCCGCCGGCGCCGCGCCGCAGCUCACUUGUAACGGCCAGGUGAUGGAGCGGGUGGCUGCGGCCGACGCCAGCUGGGUGUACGACCUGUACGUGUCGAGCGCGCCGCUGCCGGCCGAGCUGGCGGACGACCUGCUGGAGCUGCGGCCGUGCUCCGAGCCGCUGCUCUGGGAGCACCGCGAGGCUCGGCACAGCGACAGCGACUCGCCGUUCGCCGACGACGCCGACGACUCGAACGCCGAGGACAACUGGCGCAACGAUUACCCGGACGAGCUGGGUGACUCGGACUAUGAGCGCUACCUCGACCCGGAGCAGGCGCACGAGCUCGGCUCGGACAGCGACGAGCCCCUCGCCUACGGGCUCGACGAGGGCGGGUCCGAGGACGGCGACUCGGCCGACCCAUACGAGCGGUACAAGGCGCGCGUGCUCCGCCAAAUGGGCGGCGGUGAGAGCGACGAGGAGGCCGGCUACGAGGCGGACGACGGCAACGACAGCGGCGACGACUAG